Molecule: messenger RNA, 1194 nt
Organism: Lactuca sativa (garden lettuce)
Lineage: Eukaryota; Viridiplantae; Streptophyta; Magnoliopsida; Asterales; Asteraceae
Product: 28 kDa ribonucleoprotein, chloroplastic
Biological process (GO): chloroplast rRNA processing
Cellular component (GO): chloroplast thylakoid membrane
Molecular function (GO): mRNA binding
Source: RefSeq, a predicted model, not a curated record
AUUAUGCCAACCGAUAACAUCCAUCAUCCCCCUUAUCUUUCCCCGACUCCUCUAAACCCUUCUUACCUACAAUGUCUUGUGCGGCAAAACCCAUGUCGAACCCCUUAUCCAUGGCUAAUGGCUGCCUGGUUUCAUCAUCUCCGGCUAUCUUCGCCGGCAAAACUCUCCAACACAUCUCUUUGCCCUUGAAACCCAUUAAAUUCCACCUAUCCGCUUCCUUUACACCCUUUUCUCUGCGAAGAAAAGCCAAUUCCUCGCGUAUUGUUACCUUUGUUCAAGAAGAAGACAACACCUUGGUUCUUCAAACAGAUGAAAAAUUGAGUUGGGGAGACGAAACUGAGGAAACGGAAGCAGCCGCCGACACCGGUGUCUCCGAUUGGGAAGGGGGCGCGGUUGGAGAUGCUGCCACGGAAGGGACGGAAGAGUUUUCUGAACCACCAGAAGAAGCUAAGAUUUUCGUCGGUAAUUUGCCGUAUGAUGUGGAUAGCGAGCAAUUGGCUCAGCUUUUUCAACAAGCUGGUGUCGUUGAGAUUUCUGAGGUUAUAUACAAUAGAGAGACCGAUCAGAGUAGGGGUUUCGGGUUUGUAACAAUGAGCACCGUUGAAGAAGCGGAAAAGGCUGUUGAGAUGCUCCAUCGUUAUGAAAUAGGAGGAAGAUACUUGACUGUAAACAAGGCAGCACCAAGAGGAUCAAGGCCAGAGCGUGCAGAGAGGUCGCCGCAGAUGUCCGGACCUUCAUACAGAGUUUACGUUGGCAACCUUCCAUGGGAUGUCGAUGAUGUCCGCCUUGAGCAGCUGUUCAGUGAACAUGGAAAGGUUGUGAAUGCGAGAGUUGUGAUUGACAGGGAAAGUGGUCGAUCACGAGGGUUUGGGUUUGUGACUAUGUCUUCUGAAAGUGAAGUCAAUGACGCCAUUGAAAAUCUUGAUGGACAGAGCAUGGGUGGGAGAGCAAUUAGGGUAAAUGUAGCGGAGGAGAGGCCAAGGCGUUUCUGAUCUGGGUUUUUGGUUUGAUUUGGUUUCAACUUCCAAGUGGUAUUUUAUGUUUCAUGUAAGUUUUUGUUUAGGAGUUUAUCAAGUGCGAUGUGUUUUGUUAUAAGUUAUUGAGUAAAGUUAUUGGAGGUGUACUUGAACCUGAUGCCUAUGCAAAUUUGCUAGGCAGUUUAUGGGGUAUAAAAAGGUUACCUUUUUAUGGCCA